AUGGGGUUGUCGAUGUCGUCGGCUUCGCUGCCAUGGCUCUUGGUCACGAAUCCCAUCACCAAUGAGCGACGGGCCUUGGAUCUUUGCAUGGUCGAUCUCUGUCUCAGCCUCACUUUCCUCAUAUGCAACAGGUCGGUUUUCCCUCACGGCUCCAAGAGACGGCCUGGAGUCUCCUCCAUCACAAAUCGCUGUCUCCAUCACGUAGUCCUAUGCCAGGGUGGUGAAGAGGAUAUCACGAAGGUUGCAGUGGCCCCUCCCCUUCCUCUCCGUCUCGGAGUCUUGUGGCAAUGGUGGAUUCCUAAGGUUCUUCGGGUCGUUCACUCGUUGUUUUGGGGGCUUGGUUCUCUCUUCUCUCCUUACCGCCAUCAGAUUGGUAUCAGAGCCACGGUUCUUUCCAUGGCGAACCGUCGACGUAGAGUACCUGACGUCAACGUGGCUCCCACGGAGCGUGACCUUCGUGAUGUCGAGAUGGAUGAGCUGAGGAGGCAAGUGCAACAACUCCAACAGCAACUUGAGCAUCUCCAAGCUAGAAACCGUGACGAGACACGUCAUGGUUUGGAUGUUGGCGAGGUUGGGGAGGUUAACCCUUUCCAUGACGAAGAUUCUGAUUCGUCCACCGAAAGAGCUUCUCCUCGACUUGGCCGGAGGAAUCGUUUUGAGGAUUAUGGCGUCAAAGUCGACAUUCCCGACUUUGAAGGUCAAAUGCACCCAGAAGAUUUCAUUGAUUGGUUGGCUACCGUUGAACGAGUCUUCGACUUCAAGAAUAUUUCCGAAGAAAAGAAGGUGAAGUUAGUCGCCAUCAAAUUGAAAAAACAUGCUUCAGUUUGGUGGGAGAACUUGAAGAGGCGUCGAGAAUGUGAAGGAAAACGGAGGAUUGUGACGUGGGAAAAGAUGAAACGGGAGCUCAAGAAGAAGUUUGUUCCUGCAAGUUACAAGCGAGAUAUUUUCUCUCGGCUCUACAACUUCAAGCAAGAGGAGUUGACCGUAGAGGAAUACACCGCAGAGUUUGAGCAUCUCAUGAUGAAGUGCGAUCUCGUGGAGCCUGAGGAACAAACCAUUGCUCGGUACCUUGGCGGUCUUCGAUCCGAGAUUCGUAACGUGGUCCAAUUGCAACCUUAUUGGACUUUUGAGGAUGUUUGCAAGCUGGCCGUUCGUGUGGAGAAGCAAUCUAAGGAUAAGAGUACUCAUAAGACCUUGGGAAGAGACGGGGUCUCUAACCGGGGGAGUGCUCCGACUCCAAAGUCAUCAUCAACUGGUCAGGCUUCUUCUUCCAAGGCUACACCCGUACAAGGUGGCACUUCUCGCAACACUUCAAGCACGAUAUCAAAACAAUGCUUUAAGUGUCGAGGAUUUGGUCACAUCGCUUCCGAGUGCCCGAAUCGGAAGAUUAUUUCCUUAGUGGAGGAAGCUAAUGAUGAGCCGGUGUACGACACUUACGACGACGAGGAGAAUGAGGUUGAGCAAGAAGAGGUCACUUAUGGUGAUCAAGGGAAGGCUCUCGUCGUUCAACGCAUCUUAAAGUUCGCACAUGUUGAGGACGAUAAGUGGUUGUGGCAUAACAUCUUCCACACCCGAUGCACUUCCCAUGGCAAAGUGUGCACGGUCAUUAUCGAUAGUGGGAGUUGUGAGAAUGUCAUUUCCACUACCAUGGUGGAAAAGUUGCACCUCAAGGUGGAGCCUCAUCCGGAUCCGUACAAGCUCUCUUGGCUCAAGAAAGGUAACGACGUUCAUGUCAAUAAACGUUGCUUGGUGCAAUUCUCUAUCGGCGCGCAUUAUAAGGAUGAGAUUAUGUGCGAUGUGGUUCCCAUGGAUGCGUGUCAUUUACUUCUUGGACGUCCGUGGUUAUAUGAUCGAAGGGUGAUUUAUGAUGGUUUUAAGAACACCUACUCCUUUGUCAAGGAAGGUGUCAAGAUUAUUCUAGCACCUUGUAGAAUGGAGGACAAGUCUAAGGCCGUCACGGGAGAAUGGAGCUCUCAUCUCUCCAAAUCCCAAUUUCUCCAAGUCAUGGAUCGUUCUUCGAAGGCUUAUGCACUCGUGCUCUUGGAGGAGAAUGAAGAACGAGGGGAUAUUCCACCCGUAGUGAAGUCUUUGCUCGAAGAAUUUCGGGAUGUGGUGUCCGAUGAGAUUCCGUCGGGACUUCCUCCCAUGCGGGAUAUCCAACAUCAUAUUGAUUUGGUGCCCGGGGCUGCUAUCCCAAGUAAGGCGGCGUAUCGAAUGAGUCCAAAGGAACAUGAGGAGGUUCAACGCCAAGUCGACGAACUUUUGCAUAAGGGGUUGAUUCGGGAAAGUUUGAGCCCUUGUGUGGUUCCCGCUCUUCUCAUGCCAAAGAAGGAUGGAUCUUGGAGGAUGUGCAUUGAUAGCCGGGCUGUGAAUAAGAUCACCAUCAAGUAUCGCUUUCCAAUACCGCGACUUGAUGAUUUGCUUGAUCAACUUCAUGGAGCUUCGGUCUUUUCCAAAAUCGACCUUAGGAGCGGAUAUCAUCAAAUUCGAAUGCGUCCCGGAGACGAGUGGAAGACGGCAUUCAAGACGAGAGAUGGUCUCUACGAGUGGCUAGUUAUGCCAUUUGGCCUCUCUAAUGUCCCAAGUACUUUCAUGCGCCUCAUGAACCAUGUGUUGAAAGCUUUCAUCGGUAAGUUAUUGGUCGUUUACUUUGACGAUAUCUUGAUCUAUAGUACCAGCGUGGAGGAGCACUUGGAGCAUCUUCAAGAGCUUUUUAAGGUGUUUCGAGAGCAAUGCCUAUAUGCCAACCUCAAGAAGUGUCACUUCCUCACAAAUAGUGUCAAUUUCUUGGGUUAUAUUGUCUCUCAAGAAGGCAUUCGCAUGGAUCCAAGUAAAGUGGAGGCGAUCGUAAAUUGGCUGACUCUAAGAUCUCUCCAAGAGGUCUGA
Molecule: messenger RNA, 2886 nt
Organism: Punica granatum (pomegranate)
Lineage: Eukaryota; Viridiplantae; Streptophyta; Magnoliopsida; Myrtales; Lythraceae
Source: RefSeq, a predicted model, not a curated record